This is a messenger RNA of Wasmannia auropunctata (little fire ant), 1608 nucleotides long. RefSeq names its product RNA exonuclease 1-like. Lineage: Eukaryota; Metazoa; Arthropoda; Insecta; Hymenoptera; Formicidae. The transcript has 6 exons. The record is from RefSeq and is a predicted model, not a curated record. Gene Ontology annotation, cellular component: nucleus. Bases 1 to 1521 code for a protein of 506 amino acids. Gene Ontology annotation, molecular function: nucleic acid binding; exonuclease activity.
AUGGUAGAAAGACAAGGGUAUGCUCUUGCGCUGCUUGCGCAUGAUAAAGCCAGACAACCAAUGAAAAUUGCAGCUUGCUACGUCAUUACUACGUGGCAAAUUCAAACACUUAAAGAUAAAAUAAAUGAUUAUAGUAGCGUCGAUACAUUAAGGAAUAAGCGAAAUGAUUUCACGAGAAUGAUAAACAAUUGUUUAUUUCUAGGAUAUGGCUCCUUAGAAACUGCUUUGCAAACAAAUGGAAAUGUCAUAAAAUUGCUAAAAAGUGUUUUUCCGAUGCAUUCGAUAAAUAGCGACGUAAAACUGUCUACAAAAAAUAGUUCCGAUCAAAAUUUACCACCAACUGAUAAAUUUUGUAGAACCAAAUUGCUUUUAUCGUUAUGGCAGAUGGUAGAAGAAAAUUAUCCUGUACCGUUGAAAGGAACAUUAGCAGAAAGAUACGGUUCGUACUUAUUAACGAAAGAUGUUUAUGAAGAGGCCACGUCGACAUCGCCAAUGUUCGGCUUAGACUGCGAAAUGUGCCUGACAACAAGCGGCAAUCUGGAGCUCACUAGAAUAAGUAUCGUGGAUGAGAGCAUGAACGUUAUUUACGACAGUCUGGUGAAACCGGACAACCCGAUAACGAACUAUCUGACUCGGUACAGUGGUAUUACUGCGGAUAUGUUGGACGAUGUCACGAUUACAUUGCACGACGUUCAGCAGACACUGAGGACGUUACUUCCUCCAGACGCGAUUCUCGUAGGGCAAAGUUUGAAUUCCGAUUUGCAUACAUUAAGAAUGAUGCACCCCUAUAUCAUCGACACUUCCGUAAUAUUCAAUCUUACCGGAGACAGGUAUAGGAAAACGAAAUUGCAGAUCUUGGCACGCGAGUUCCUCGGGGAGAAUAUUCAAGACAAUAAAGCUGGGCAUUGCUCGACGGAGGACUCGCAGGCUUCUAUGAAAUUGGUGAAGUUGAAGCUGGCGAACAGUGUGGAUUAUGGGGACGCAGUAUUGCUCGGCGAUCGCAGUAUGAGAGUCUUGAAAAUGGAAACGGAUAACGAGAGGUCGAAGCGGGCAUUGCAAAAGACAGAAAUAAAGAAAUACGCCACGUCGAUAUUCAGUCAUAUAACGAAAAAUAAAGGCACCACCGCCGCCAUCGUGGGCAACGAUGAAGUGAUGUCAGAGUAUUCCAAGUAUUUAACGAACUCUUCUCUCAAUGUCAUGGACGACGAAAGUUUCGCGAAAGAUGAUCAAGUACGUCUCGUGAUAGCAGAUAGCGAUAAACACGCUGUAGACCGGACCUCGGAAAUAGCGAUGGAGCACGCUUUCGUGUUGUGCCACGUGAAAAUUAAAGAGGAACAAUUGAAAGAUGAACGGCUAGAGGAAACGUUUCGCACUGUAAAUAAAUGGAUUCACAAAGUUUGGCAAUAUAGUGCGAUAAACAGCCUCGCAUGCGUGAUAUUUAGUGGACAAAAUACUGCAAACGGUUCUUGUUUCUUGAGUAUCAAGACAGAAAUAUCGCCGGACAUCGUCAUACGAGCUUAAAAAGGAAAGCUGAUGAAAUCGUUAAACUGUCUUGAGAAUUGUCUUGUGAAUAUGAAAAAAAAUAAACUAAUUUUUGUUAAUAUUGGA